Galeopterus variegatus (Sunda flying lemur) is the source of this 1635-nucleotide messenger RNA. RefSeq names its product naked cuticle homolog 1 (Drosophila) (gene NKD1). Gene Ontology annotation, molecular function: calcium ion binding. Bases 1 to 1635 code for a protein of 544 amino acids. Gene Ontology annotation, cellular component: cytoplasm. Lineage: Eukaryota; Metazoa; Chordata; Mammalia; Dermoptera; Cynocephalidae. The record is from RefSeq and is a predicted model, not a curated record. Gene Ontology annotation, biological process: negative regulation of Wnt signaling pathway. The transcript has 9 exons.
AUGAGCUUAACACGGCUGAUGGUGCGUGUCCCCAGCAGAGUAGGCAUUCUCUCUGAGAGCCACAAAGGUGGGAUGGAACCCCUUGAUGUCGCCCUCUCCUUCGCAGAGACCUCCCCAGACAAAACAAACAAACCCUUGGGUCUGGCGAACUGCAGCGGGGAGCGGAAAUCAGGGAAGAUCAAAGACCCAGCGGUUACCCCCUUCCGGGCCGCGCAGCUUGGCAGCGUGCCCCGACCCCGGGUGUGCACCCACCGGCCCCCGGACGAGGAGAUCCGAGCUGACAACUCGGAGCUGUUGGACACUCGUUGCCGCCAGGAGUGGGCUGGGCCCACACAGGCCCGAGCCGCCGUGUGCAAGCGCAGGGAGAGCCCGGAAGGUGACAGCUUCGCCGUGAGCGCCGCCUGGGCUCGGAGGGGCAUCGAGGAGUGGAUCGGGAGGCAGCGUUGCCCGGGCGGCGUAUCAGGACCCCGACAGCUGCGGUUGGCGGGCACCGUUGGCCGAGCCACCCGGGAGCUCGUGGGUGAAGUUUUCAGAGAAACUCUCAGCGAGGAGGAGGAGGAGGACUUUCGGCUGGAAGUGGCCCUGCCACCUGAGAAGACUGACGGACUGGGCAGUGGAGAUGAGAAGAGGAUGGAGAAGGCCGGUGAAUCUUGCCUGGGCUCCAAGAAGCAGCUGAAGUUCGACGAGCUGCAGUGCGACGUGUCCGUGGAGGAGGACAGCCGGCAGGAGUGGACCUUCACCCUGUACGACUUUGACAACAAUGGCAAGGUCACCCGUGAGGACAUCACCAGCCUGCUGCACACCAUCUAUGAGGUGGUUGACUCCUCUGUUAACCACUCCCCAACGUCAAGCAAGACACUGCGGGUGAAGCUCACCGUGGCUCCCGAUGGGAGCCAGAGCAAGAGGAAUGUCCUUCUCAACCACGCCGACCUGCAGAGUACAAGGCCCAGAGCGGAGACCAAGCCUGCCGAGGAGCUACGAAGCUGGGAGAAGAAGCAGCGAGCCCCCCUUAGGUAUGGCGGGCACGGGUGGAGGCAGCACAUGAGCUCCCCUUCAGUGGCCCAGAAGUCAGAACUGCCCCCCCGCACCUCCAACCCCACUCGAUCUCGCUCCCAUGAGCCGGAAGCCAUCCACGUCCCACACCGAAAGCCCCAAGGCGCGGACCCAGGCUCCUUGCUCUUCCUUGACACCCCAACCGCCAAGGUCUCGGAGCUCCAGCAGCGGCUCCGGGGCACCCAGGACGGGAGCAAGCACUUUGUGAGGUCCCCCAAGGCCCAGGGCAAGAGUGUGGGUGUGGGUCACGUGGCCAGAGGGGCAAGAGGCAAGCCCCCUCUGGGACCCACCGUCCCUGCAGUGUCCCCCUCCACCCACCUGGCCUCCAGCCCGGUCCUCCUCCCCACCCUGGCACCCCUCGGGCACAAGAAGCACAAGCACCGAGCCAAGGAGAGCCAGCAGGGCUGCCGGGGCCUGCAGGCACCGCUGGCCGCGGGUGGCGCCGUCUUGGGGCGGGAGCAGGUGAGGGAGCUGCCCGCUGUGGUGGUGUACGAGAGCCAGGCCGGGCAGGCGGUCCAGAGACACGAGCACCACCACCACCACGAACAUCACCACCAUUAUCACCACUUCUACCAGACAUAG